AUGUCUGCGAGCCCAGAGGAUGGGCCGCUCGCGAGUGCGCGGCAUGCGGUGCUGCAGAUCGGUGGGAUGACCUGCUCCAACUGUAGCUUCGCAGUGGAGAGGGCACUGAACAGUCUGGACUUCGUGGAGAAGUGCCAGGUGGACCUCAUCAAUGGCAAGGCGUUUGUGCACUAUUCUGGCGGUACCGCAGCAGACCUUUGCGAAGAAGUGGAAGCUAUCGGCUUCGAUGCCCGUGUGUUGGAAGAUGAGGCAGCACUGAGUGGGGCUCACGUGGUGCUGCACCUGCUGGUGGAAGGCAAAGGCCGGGAUGCCGGAAUCGCUAGCCUUGAGUCCACGCCUGGCGUCCUGGAGUGCAGAGCAGAUGUCGACGAGCUCUGCGUCACCUUCGACCCCUUACAUGCAGGGGCACGGGAUCUGGUGGCAGUCCUGAAGAAGCACGGGCUGCAAGUGAAGACGGACCAUGCGGGAGGCAAGCUAGCGGCUGAAGCGGUUCCAAGAGGACUUCCAACCGCAGUGCUUUUGACCAUGGGCAUCAUUCUCGUCAGCGACGUGCUGCCCUGCAUUGAGCACUGCGAGCACGUGUUGUACAAGCACCUGGUGCCUGGCUUGCCCUGCAUCACGGUGCUACUGGGAGCGCUGGCCACGCCGGUGCAGCUCUUUUGCGGCUUUCGCUUUCACUUGGGCGCCUACCAUGCGGUGAUGAGUGGAGUCUGGGACAUGAAUGUUCUCAUCUCCUUGGGGACCGCGCUGUGUUUCCUCUACUCCUUGAUGGUAAUGCUUUUCAUGAUCGUCGCCUUUCACAUCGGCGGCAGCACCAUGGACUGCAAAGCGCCGCCCCCUUCCUACUUUGAGACUCCCUGCUUUGUGAUUACAACCAUCCUGGUCGGCAAGUACCUGGAGGCCUGGGCGCGCAGCGGGGCUUCCCAGGCGCUACGGCAGCUGCUGGCGCUGAAGCCGCAGACCGCCCACCUGCUGCGGGGCGUCGAGGUGGAGGAGGUGCCUGCGCAGUUGCUGCAGCUGGGGGAUACUCUGCAAGUCUUCCCAGGGGAGACGGUCCCCACUGACGGAGUCCUCACUUCCGCCAGCGCCGAUUUCGACGAGUCGCUGCUCACAGGCGAGAGCCGCCCAGUGCGGAAGGCCGCUGGCGACGUGGUCAUCGGCGGGUCCAAGUGCGUGACGGGCCGUGUGGAAAUGCGAGUAGAGAAGCUGGGCAGCCAAACCAUGCUGAGCCAAAUCAUGGCCCUGGUGGAGGAGGCCCAGCUCAGCCGCGCUCCCGUGCAGCACAUCGCGGACCAGAUCGCCCGGCACUUUGUGCCUGGCAUCGUGGCGCUGAGUGUGGUGACCUGGGGUGUGUGGUUCCUGCUGGUCUACACGUGGCAGGUGGUGCCGCUUGCGUCAAUCCUAAGGGGCCGCACAAGCAACUGGCCGGAGCUGGACAAGGCCUUCUUCGUGUUGGAGCACGGGCUGAACGUGCUGCUGGUGGCCUGCCCCUGCGCCCUGGGCCUGGCCACGCCCACCGCGGUGAUGGCGGCCACCGGGGCCGCGGCCUCCUGUGGCAUCCUGGUGCGCAGCGGUGCAAAGCCGCUGGAGCUGGGCUCCCAGGUGCAGAAGGUGGUGCUGGACAAGACAGGCACCCUCACCACGGGUAAGCCCUCCGCCGUUGCUGCAGCGUUGGUGUGCCCAUGGGCGAUGGAGGAGAGCUGGGGAGAGCUGCUGCAGGCCUUCAGAGACCACCGCGCUGCUUCCAAGGUGGCGCGUAAGGUCGCCUUUGCUUCUGAUCUGCCGACGGAUUGGCUCAGCCAGGAAGCUAUCCGCUGGCCAACUGCGAGCUGCGAGGAUUCGAGCCCCAGUCCCUCAGAGUCCACCAAGGACUCCGAGAGCAGGCUUCGGCUGACACUGCCAGGAAGCGAGGCUGCGAAAGCGCGGGAGCAGCUCCGUACCGAGGCUGAGCGGGCGCUGUGGUGGGCCCUGGGCUCUGCGGAGAUCUCAAGCGAACAUUCCCUGGCCAAGGAGCUAGUGGAGCUGGCAGGGCAAAAGGCGCGGGUGUCUUUGUCCAAGCCGGAGAGCUUCGAGAACCUGACCGGCGUGGGGCUACGCUGCAUGCUGGGGGACCUGUCAGUGGAGGUGACUGCGGCCAAGCACAUCCUGAGCAGCCAGCACGCGCUGUUGGGAUGGACGGAGGAGACGAGUGGGACCAUGUCGAGCUAA
This is a messenger RNA of Effrenium voratum, 2208 nucleotides long. The record is from the annotation of a GenBank genome assembly. Lineage: Eukaryota; Dinophyceae; Suessiales; Symbiodiniaceae.